This is a messenger RNA of Colletotrichum fioriniae, 948 nucleotides long. RefSeq lists its product as uncharacterized. Lineage: Eukaryota; Fungi; Ascomycota; Sordariomycetes; Glomerellales; Glomerellaceae. The record is from RefSeq and is a predicted model, not a curated record. Gene Ontology annotation, molecular function: hydrolase activity.
AUGGACGAAUUCCGCCAAACCCUCGACAUGCUCAAAGCCUUCAAAGCACCACUCACGCUCGUCAUCGCAGGCAAUCAUGACUUCUCGCUCGAUCCCGUGGCAUUCAAGGCAAAAGUGGAGGAAGCCAACCGUGUCAACGGCGCACCACUUGAAGCAGACCUGCUUGAACGGGAGUAUGGCGGAUACGGACUGGCCAGGAAACUCUUCACCGACGCCAAAAAGGACGGCAUUCUUCUCCUGGACGAGGGUACACACGAACUUACUCUCGCGAACGGAACAAGGCUCAAAGUCUACGCUAGCCCGUAUACGCCAUCAUCGUCAUCAUCUGAAGGCUGGGGCUUCUCGUAUAAUCAAAGCAAGGGCCAUGAAUUCGACAUCCAGGCGGAUACGGAUAUCGUCAUCACGCAUGGCCCGCCGCGUGGGAUUAUGGACAUGUCUGCGGAUAAGAAGCGCAUCGGCUGUGCGGAUCUCUUUGCUGCUAUUGCAAAGUCUCGACCUCGCUUACACUGUUUCGGACAUGUACACGGUGGUUGGGGAGCAAAGGACGCAGCUUGGCGCCCCACGAUCUCCGACAAACCCUCGCAUUUUAGUGACAUUGAUCACGAAAAAUCUGAGCUUGUUGAUAAUCUCACAACGCUCGGGGGUACGCGAUUCGAAUCCGAGGAAGACAAGAAGAGUAGGGAGCGGAGACUUGAGCUCUACAGGGCGCAGCGAUACUCUAGUGCAGGACAUCUUCGCAACGACAUGAGCUUAUCGGAGGUCAAGAGCACAAUGUUCGUCAAUGCCGCGCUCGAGGCAGAUGGUGAGUUGCAACGCUAUCCCUGGAUCAUCGACAUUGACCUGCCGAGAAGCGAAACUUGUAUGGCACUCAGGACUGAGCAGAAAAGGAAGCGGGAGGAGUCAACUCAAGAGCUCGAAGAAGCAAGGAAACUCUCGAAUAGAUCAUAG